AAGUAUUACAAAAUUUUCAGGAACAGAAUGUUGGAUUUUACGACUAAAUUUAUGUUAUUACAUGAUCGUAGACUUUUCACAAAGCAACAUCAUACUAUAUGGACAAAAGUUAUAAAUGUUGUAUUUAUUAAAAAAUAUCGUUUUAAAGAGAUAUAUGAAUUAUCAACUGUUCCAUAUCCUGCACCAAUCAAAGGGGCAUUGGUUACACUGAGGCUAGAUAUAUGGAAUAAAAGAAAUUUUCAAAAAAAAACUGACUUAUACAUAGACAAAGUUUCAGAUCUACAAGGAAAUUUACUUAAAGUAGUAACUUUUAAUUACAUUCCAUCUGCAAUAAAAAAUUCAUUAAUGAAUGAAAAUGAUGAAAAUUCUGGCUAUAAGAAGGGCUUAGAAAUUGAGGUUCUUAAAUCGCUUGGAAGUGCAAUGAAUUUUAUUCCAGUUAUAUAUGAACCAAUAAAUUGGCGUACUGAACAAUGGGGUAAAAAGCAAAUUAAUGGAACUAUAUCAGGGCUGUUAGGAGAAGUAUGGUCUGCCCGUGCUGAUUUGGCACUGGGUAAUUUACAUUACACACCAUAUCAUCUAAAUAUUUUAGAUCUAUCUAUACCUUAUAAUACAGAAUGUCUAACAUUCUUAACAUUUGAAUCAAAAACAGAUAACUCAUGGAAAACUUUGAUUCUUCCUUUCAAAUUAAAUAUGUGGGUUGGCGUACUUUUUACACUUCUAAUUGGAGGCUUUUUAUUUUAUGCUUUUGCAACAGCUCAUAAACAUAUUGAAGAUAGUGAAAAUUCAAUUAAAAUUAUACAGUGUGAUAAUCAAAAGACAAAAAUAUUAAAAAAUAAACCUGAAUUUAAUCAAUUUAUGAACAAAGAUGUAACUGGGUUAUAUUUGUUUGAAGAUAUAGAGAAUAGUAUUUUAUAUACUUAUGGAAUGUUGGUAGCUGUAUCAUUACCAAAAGUACCCAGUGGAUGGGCUAUAAGAAUUUUAACAGGAUGGUGGUGGAUAUACUGUUUAUUAGUUGUAGUUGCAUACAAAGCUAGUAUGACAGCAAUAUUAGCUAAUCCAGAUACCAGGAUUACAAUUGAUACAUUGGAUGCUCUUGCUGAUAGUAAUAUAAAUUGUGGAGGAUGGGGAGAACAAUCAAAAGAAUUUUUCAUGACAUCACUAGAUAAAACUGGACAAAGAGUUGGUCAGAAGUUUCAAGAAGUUUAUGAAGUAGAUAAAGCUAUUGAUUUGGUGUCUAAAGGACAAUUUGCAUACUAUGAUAAUAUAUACUUUUUGAGAUAUGUAAAAAUGAUGCAAAAUAUCAAAACAUAUGAACAAAAUGUUCAAUUAAUUAAUGGUACACUAAAUGAUACAAAAAAUGGAGACUUUACACUGCAUAUAAUGUCUUCAUGUAUAAUAAAUAUGCCAAUAUCAUUAGGAUUACAAAAGAAUUCUCCGUUAAAGCCAGCAGUUGACAGAUUCUUGAGAAGAGUUAUAGAAGCUGGGUUAGUAAAAAAAUGGUUAAAUGAUGUCAUGUCAGACACAGUGAUACUCGAAGAACCACAGCAAAUUGAAGAAGUUAAAGCACUUAUGGACCUUAAGAAACUUUAUGGGGCAAUUGUUAUUUUGGUUGCUGGGUAUAUUUUAAGUAUAUUAGUUUUGUUAAUUGAAAUUGGUUAUUGGUAUGGGGUGGUAAAAAAAGAUCCACUUUAUGAUGAAUAUUCAUUAAACUGCUAUUAUACACAUAAAUAAAAGGAAAUAAGUAUAAUACUAUUCUAUGAUUUGUAACAUAAUAUUAUAUUGUUGAAUG
This is a messenger RNA of Melanaphis sacchari, 1789 nucleotides long. It is a transcript of the gene Ir68a, whose product is annotated as glutamate receptor ionotropic, delta-2. Lineage: Eukaryota; Metazoa; Arthropoda; Insecta; Hemiptera; Aphididae. Gene Ontology annotation, molecular function: ligand-gated monoatomic ion channel activity. Gene Ontology annotation, cellular component: membrane. The record is from RefSeq and is a predicted model, not a curated record. Bases 28 to 1731 code for a protein of 567 amino acids. The transcript is spliced from 6 exons.